Conger conger (European conger) is the source of this 6247-nucleotide messenger RNA. Its product is annotated as toll-like receptor 8. NCBI's taxonomy places the organism in Eukaryota, Metazoa, Chordata, Actinopteri, Anguilliformes, Congridae. Gene Ontology annotation, molecular function: protein binding; pattern recognition receptor activity. The record is from RefSeq and is a predicted model, not a curated record. Gene Ontology annotation, biological process: toll-like receptor signaling pathway; canonical NF-kappaB signal transduction; positive regulation of interleukin-6 production. Gene Ontology annotation, cellular component: plasma membrane. The transcript is spliced from 2 exons. The coding region runs from base 365 to 3466 and encodes 1033 amino acids.
UGGUACCUCUCUUAGUAGCAGCUGUCUGGUAUGGAAGAAAAUAGGUUAAUAAAUUGUAAUAUACUGAAUUCAACAUUAAAAAAUUCAAAUAUAUUAAUUCCAGAGGUGAAUAAUUAUAUGUGUUUUUAAAUUCACAUCAUUUUGAGCCUUAUUUUCUUAGUCUUAGUCCAUAGUCUUCCAUCUUCCAGAUGAGGAAGGUAUUUCCAGGUCUCAAAAUUCUAAUUCACACACCAUACAGGCAGAGCAAACUAAGAUGUCACAAAUAUAGCCAACUGCAGGCAGAGCUGCUUCCUGUUUCUCUGUUAGACUCAGGACCAGAGUGGAUGUACUGAAGGUUUUGAAACGGCAUUUUAAGAACAAUAUCAUGGAGCUUUGCUGGCUGAAUUGGCUGAUACUGUGUCUGCUGCUCAGGCAUGCUGGCUGCGGAAUGAAUUAUGGAUAUCCCUGUCAUGUCAAAAUGAAUUCCACCGCUAACACCGUCAAAUUUGAUUGCUCCAGUCUUCGAUUGAAGGAAGUACCGACAUGGAUCACACAGAACAUCACUGAAAUUCAUCUUUCAGAAAACCACAUCAAACAUAUAUCUACCAACGCUUUCAAUGGACUGCAGAACCUGACAUAUCUCGAUCUCCGCUGGGCAAACCAAAAUCAGGCGGUGUACAUAGAGAAAGGAGUGUUCGCCCAGCUAACAAACCUUGCGAAGCUAAACCUCUGUGGUAAUAUUCUUCCGAAUGUUCCGGAAAGCCUUCCUUCAGGACUGAAAAUGCUAAAUCUAUCAAAAAACAAAAUAAUAUCAAUCAGCCCGGAAAUAUUCACUAAGCUUCAGAAAAUUACUGAGCUUGUCUUGUCCAAAAACUGUUACUACUGGAACCCUUGUGGAAAGGAGUAUGAUCCCGGAAAUGGGAGCUUCUCAAGCCUAACUGAACUAAACAUUUUAGACUUGGCCUUCAAUAACUUGAGUAGUGUUCCAAAAGAACUACCACCCUCUCUUCAACACUUGGACCUGGCUUCUAACCGCAUACGGCAGGUUACUGCUGAGGACUUCAUUUGGCUGACCAACCUGACAAUUCUCGAGCUCCAGGGAAAUUGCCCCCGAUGUUACAAUUCUCCUUAUCCGUGUGAUCCUUGUCAGUACAUUACGAUUCAUGACCUGGCCUUUCAAAAUCUCACAAAACUAGAGACACUGAACUUGGCAGGGAACUCUCUAAAAUUCAUGAAAAGCUCUUGGUUUCUAAGUUUGGUAAAUCUAAAAACUCUGUUCCUUUCAUUUAACUUUUUACGUACAGCUAUUGCUGAUGGUGGCUUUCUGGGUUAUUUGAAAAAACUGGAGUUAUUGGAUUUGUCCUACAACUAUGAUUUGAAGGAAUAUCCCUCAACACUUGAUCUUUCUCCCAGUUUUUCUAAAUUGGUGUCUCUUAGGUCAAUACAUCUACAGGGUUAUGUGUUUAAAGAAAUUUGUGGAAAUACUUUAAAUCCCCUUUCAGGUUUAAAAAAUCUCUCUGUGUUGGAUUUGGGUACAAAUUUCAUUGUUCAUACGAAUGCGUCUGUGUUUAAAAAAUUUGGAAACAUCAAACUAAUAUAUCUGUCAGAAAACAGACUUUAUCCUGUCACUGAAGGUUCACAUGAAAAUCAAAGCGGGGAGCGAUGUGGAGGUAAUGGCAAGGGUAAUCGUCUCAAUCCAGAUCCCCACGUUCCUCUCUUAACAGCAUACAGCCAAAAUGUCAAACCAGACACACGGUAUGAACCGCAAAGUGCUCUUGUGAAGGCUAAGUGUUUUGCGUCUGGUCGAGUACUGGAUCUCAGCUCAAAUAACAUUUUUUUCAUUUCCCCAAUUCAGUUUGAGGACUUUGGGAACAUCUCCUGUCUGAACCUUUCCAAUAAUGGCUUUGCAGCUGCCUUAAAUGGAACUGAAUUCCAGUUUUUGUCAGACCUGAAGUACCUGGACCUGUCCUUUAAUAAGAUAGACUUGGCCUAUGACAACGCCUUCUCUGAGCUAAAAAAACUGGAGGUGCUGGACCUGAGCCACAAUGCUCAUUAUUUCAUGGUAUCUGGAGUGACACACAAUUUAAAUUUUUUACAAAAUCUGCCAUCUUUAAAAGUGCUCAAUCUGAGCCGUAAUUAUAUCUCUACUUUAACCAGUAAGAACAUGACCAGCAAUUCUCUUACAGAGCUGCAGUUCCAAAAAAAUUAUCUUGGAAGAUUAUGGAAAGAGAAUGACCAUUCCUAUGUACAACUUUUCAAAAAUCUGGUGAACCUGGAAUAUCUUGACAUAUCUUCCAAUGAAAUUGACAGGAUUCCACAAAGCGUAUUUCAGAAUCUACCUCGAAGCAUAAUUAAAUUGUGUUUAGCCCACAAUUCAAUGACCAAUUUCAAGUGGAGUAAUCUGAAAUUGUUCCCCUCCCUUCAGUUUCUCGAUCUGAGCCAUAAUUAUAUCUCAGAAGUGUCCACAACCCUGUCAAACCUCUCAGAAACACUCAAGUUUCUUCACUUGGGAAAAAAUAAAAUUGCACAAUUGUCUGAUGGUUUCCUAAGAGGUGCAGAAAACAUCCAAUUCCUUGAUCUCCGCUCCAAUUAUCUUCGCUAUAUCAACAAGACUGCUUAUGAAACUGGGAGAAGAAAUCACUCUCAAAUGCUCUUCUUGGGCGGAAACCCAUUCAGCUGCACGUGUGAGAGGCUGGAUUUCAUCAUGUGGCUGAAAAUGCGCACUGAUGUGAUUAUCCCUGAUCUGGCUACAAGUAUCAAUUGUGCUGUUCCAACUCUGAGAAAGGGUGAUAGAAUGAAUGUGGUAGAUUUCAAAAUAAAGAACUGUGUAGACAACAAUAUAGCCUUCCUCAUUCACUUCCUCUCUGCCUUCCUCAUCAUUUGCAUAAUGGUGUCAGCGACCACAAUGCACCUCUUCUACUGGGAUGCCUCCUACGCUCUGCACUACUGGCGGGCAAAGAUGCAGGGGUAUUAUCGGCUGAGGUCAGGCGGGAACGUCUACGACGCCUUCGUUACGUACGACACCAAGAACCCUCACGUCUCGGAGUGGGUUCAUAACCACCUGCGCGUGGAGCUGGAGGAGGUGGGAGACAAGCUCUCGCCCAUCUGUCUGGAGGAUCGUGACUGGACCCCGGGAAUCCCGGUGCUCGACAACCUAACCCAGAGCAUCGGGCAGAGCCGGAAGACCGUGUUCGUGCUGACGGAGGACUACGUCCGGAAUGGGACUUUCAGGAUGGCCAUGUACCUGGCCCAUCAGCGGCUGCUGGACGACAACGACGACGUGAUGGUGCUGGUGUUGCUGGAGCCGGUGCUGCAGCACUCCCGGCUGCUGCGUCUGCGCAGACGGCUGUGCAGCCGCAGCGUCCUGCAGUGGCCCCGCAGCCCGUCCGCAGAGCGCUGGUUCUGGCAGUGCCUGCGAAACGUCAUCAGGGUGGACAAUCAGGCCAUGUACAACAAGCAAUACUCCCAGUAUUUCACCAGCAAGUAAAUCUGGCUUUGCACACACACACACACACACACACACACACAUAUACACACAUGUGCGCACUCACACACACACAUACAUGCGCACUCACACACACACACACACACACACACACACAAACACACAUAUACACACACAUGCUCAUACAGUACAUGUGCCUGACCAUAUAACAAUGACAUAUAUAAGGUUUGAUGCAAGCAACUGUAAAAUGCAGUAUGCAAGUUGAAUGUUACAAUAUUACUUGCAUCCACUAGAUGUCAGUAUAACAAAACGAAAGCACAGAGUCUUGCAUCAAUAGAAUGUUUUCUUUCUUUUUCAGACUUACAAAAAUAAAAUACAACCAACUUCACAAAAUGCAGACACACAAAAAAAGAAAAUAAUAUUAAUAAUAAUAAUAAUAAUAAUAAUAAUAAUAAUAAUAAUAAUAAUAAUAAUAAAAAGCUCAGCUCAACCCAUUAUUUCCCUUAUACAUCAAGUAUUUAUCUUUAUAUUUUUUUCCAUAUAUUCUACCCAUGUAGUCAAUUUUUCCUUUAGUAGUUGUACCUGAUUGUUUAUUCUUAGAGAGAUUUUUUCUGCUACAUAUAUUUUUUGUACAGUUUCCAUCCAUUCUUUAGUUGUUGGUAUCUUAGUUCUUGAGCAAUUUCUGGUUAUUUGUUUUAGGAUUGCAAUUCUAAUAGUUCUAAACAAAUAUACAUUAUAUAUUAUAUCAUCUGCGUAUAAUGCAAGUUUAUGAUGUGAAUGAUCUAAGAUUUUAACACCUUCUGUUGCUGUCUUAUCUAUUCAGCUAAUGGGUCAAUACUCAAAGCAAAAAUAAGUGUUGAGUACCUCUAGAUAUAGAAAACAUAUUUGGUUAUCAAAACCAAAAUGUUUAAAAAAAAAAUGACCAUGACACUUUGUCAAAAGCAUUUUCAGCAUCUAAAGUAACCAUAGCAUAUGGAUAUGACUUCCAUUUCCAUUCCAUAUUUCCAUUAUGUUUAAUGUUCUUCUUAUAUUAUCUGUUAGUUGUCUGCCAGAAAUAAAAACCUGUUUGAUCAUUAUUUACUCUUUCUGGGAUUAUCUUUGCUAGUCAGUUUGCAAUGAUUGAUGACAGUAGUUUUUGAUCUCCGUUUAUGAGACUUAUUGGUCGAUAAGAUUGGUACUGUCUGGUAUUUCCCUUCUUUAUGCAGCAAGGUUAUUAUUGUAGUGUUCCAUGUCGUAGCCCAUUGUCCGUUAUCAAGUGCCCAGUUGAAUGUUUUCCUUAAUAAAGGUGUUAGCUCCUUUUCAAAUUCUAUAUAAAACUUGUUGGUAAACCCAUCAAUUCCAGGUGAUUUACACAUUUCAGAGUUUUUAAUAUGUGUCUGAAUUUCAUUUUCUUCUAUUGACGCUAUAAGGCUAUUAUUUUGUUCUAUUGUUACUUUUGGUAAAUUGAUUUUCUCAAGGAAGGGUUUUAUAUUGUCAUCUAUGUUGACUUCUUUCGAGCUAUACAACUUUUCAUAAUAAUUAACAAAUUGUGCCACUAUUUUUUCUUUUCUAGUUAUAGGGUGUUUAGUUAUAGGGUCCUUCAAACUGGAAAUGUGAGCUUUACCCUGUUGUUUUUUAAGCCUAUACGCCAAGAUCUUUACAGCUCUUGGUCCUGUAUCAUAAUUAUUCUGUCUAGCAAAUAUUAAGGAUUUUUCUAUCUCUUCUGUGAGAAGUUUGUUAAGUAUUGUUCUCGCCGCCUUUCAUUGUUUUAGUGUAUUUACAUCUCCACCACUUUUAUGAUUUUACUCCAACUGUUCGAUUUCAUUUUCAAGUUGUUGUUGUUUGUUGUUGGGGUUUUUUUUUCUGUAUGAGGAGUAGGAUAUUAUUUGCAAGCAGUUAAGGGGUCUUCCCCAGCUUACCUACAAUAAAUCAUCAGACCCUACACCCCUGCCAGACCUCUUCGUUCAGCCUCCACAGGCCGCUUGGCACCUCCCCCUCUCCAAACUUCCACCUCUCGCUCACGACUACUGUCUGUUCUGGCUCCACGGUGGUGAAACGAACUCCCCCGUUGAGGUCAGAACUGUAGAAUCUCUUCCCACCUUCAAACGCAAACUGAAGACGCACCUCUUCAAGCAGCACCUCUCCCCGUCCCUCCCUACCUCCCUGUGAACCUUAAUUGUUGUCUUCCUGUGAUUUACUUUUUUGUGUAUCAGUAUCUUUAGUUUGGCUAGGUAAGCAGUGUUUGGAUAGUUAAGGGGUUUGGUCAUACUUUUGCUUUGUUUGUUUGUUUGUUUAAUUUAAAAAAUAAAAUAAAAUAGGCCCUUGUCCUUAUCUUUGUUGUGCAGGUAGCAGUUGAAAUUGUACUUCCCUCUAGGGUCUUUCAGCGCACUUAUCCCUGUUUAUGGGUAUGCACUUUGUUGUACCUCGCUCUGGAUAAGAGCCUCUGCCAAAUGCCAUUAAUGUAAUGUAUUUCUCCUCUCAAUACACUUUUGCACAUUCUUUUUCAGAAAUAAUGAGUUGACAAAUCUCCAAAGUAAUCUACCUUUAACUCCCCCUAGUUCAACUGUCAUAUACAGUAUAUGGGAGCAUGGUCUGAAAGAAGUAUUUGUCCUAUUUCACAUUUCUUUAUUUUGCGCACAUCAAUAGAAUGUUAUUUUAAAUGUACUAUACAAUAAUGAGAGAGUUUCUUGUAUUUUAUGAGUUUUCCUAGAUCACUUUUCAUAUUACUCUGUUAAUUUCAGGAGUUCAGAAACAUCUUCAUGCAGAAUUUGAGGGCCUCUACCAGUCUUUUUCUGUAAAUGUCUUCUGAAUAAAAAUGGAUUGACUUGAAGCAGUGAACAAGAA